Messenger RNA from Schistocerca americana (American grasshopper), 1845 nucleotides. Its product is annotated as solute carrier family 22 member 1-like. The record is from RefSeq and is a predicted model, not a curated record. The transcript is spliced from 9 exons. Gene Ontology annotation, biological process: transmembrane transport. Gene Ontology annotation, molecular function: transmembrane transporter activity. Gene Ontology annotation, cellular component: membrane. The coding region runs from base 1 to 1845 and encodes 614 amino acids. NCBI's taxonomy places the organism in Eukaryota, Metazoa, Arthropoda, Insecta, Orthoptera, Acrididae.
AUGGCAGUGCAGCCUGGUUUUGUGCAAAAGCUCUACAAGAAGGCCUCUGAUUUUCAAUGUCAUGCUCGAUCAUCGACCAGUAAGAGUGACUUUGUGUCAAUGUCUUCAUAUGACACAUACCUCAGUGUGACAUACAUGGCAACUGGAAUAUGCGAGAAUGAAACACUGGGAACUGACCCCACAACAGCAUGCACCUUCAUGGCUGCGGACGGAACAGCAUGGAGCUACGAGAAACCUAAGGUUGCGCCCGCGUUUGAGGAUGUACUGGACUCCAUUGGGUCCAGAGGGAAGUUCCAGACAAGGAUCACCGUCAUCUUUAUUUGCUUUGCACAAUGCUUGAACAUGCUAAGUAUCUCUGUGUUAUAUCUCGCAGUCCAUACGCCCAAUCACUGGUGCCAUGUACCUGGCAUAGAACAUACAAAUCUCACAUUGGAGGAGUGGAAGAAUAUUACAAUCCCAAGGGAAGGAGACAUCUUCAGCAAAUGCCUGAUGUACAACCUUACCGACCCUCACCACCCCAGCACCAGUGCAAAUGUCACCAAGUGUUUGUACGGCUGGGACUACGACGACACGUGGUUCUCACUGACAGUAGUAUCGCAGAUGAAUUGGGUCUGUGACAACAAACAUGUCGUCAGUGACGUCUUGUUCUACUCCCAGAAUGUUGGAGUGGCUCUGGGACUACUCUUCGGCUAUAUUGGCGACAUGUUCGGCCGGCGGCCGCUGCUGCUGCUGUGCCUGGCGGCGCACGCGGCCAGCAGGCUGCUCACGGUGCUCACGCCGCGAGUCCUCGUCCUCUUCAUCCUCGCCGUCUCCCUGGUGGCAGGCGCAGGUGGACCUACUUUGGACUCUGCUUUGUCUGUCGGUCUAGAACUGACAGAUAAGGGACAUCGGACCGCCAUCAAUCUGCUCGCCCACUGCAGCAUGGGUGUGGGAAUGUCACUUGCUGGUUUAGUGGCCUGGCUGCUGCCCAACUGGAUCUACUUCCUCUCACUCGUCGCGGCCUGCCAACUUCCGCUAUUUGUUUUUCAUAGGUGGUUUCCUGAGUCGCCUCGAUGGUUGGCAUGCAAAGGAAAGGAGCAGCAGGCGCUAAGCGUGCUACGUCGCAUCGCGUACUGCAACAACUCUACUUUGCCUCGGUUUACCUCGCAGGUCGUACACACCGUGGGCAAGAGCAAAGCAGACAGAGUGGGCUUCCUAAGCAUCUUCUCCAGCUGGAAUGUACUCAGAAACACGGCACUGCUCAUUAUCACUAGGUCGGUGUUUGUGCUGACAUUCUACUCCCCCAUGACGGUGGCCAGCAAGCUGAGCGUAAACCCGUUCCUGUCAGUAGCGGCACAGGGCAUGGCGCAGUUUGUGGCCUACUUCGUGGUCAACUGCUGGGCGUCCCGCUUUGGACGCCGUUGGUCUGCCGUCGCAGCACCCCUGUUGGCCGGCAUUGCCAGUUGUGCCACGUUCUACAUGCUGACAGUCGAUGUUGGCAGAUCGGCGCUCGUGGUGGUAUUAACGGUGAUUGAGCUUGGAGCAACAUGCAGCGGUGGCAUGACGGACUUGCAGAGUAUUGAGCUGCACCCCACCUGCCUGCGCCAAAUCGCAGUCGCAGUGGAAUGGACAGUCGCGGGAAUCGCCCUGUGUGCCCUGCCCUACUUAACCUUAAUGGACGAUAAGCGGCUGCCUUUCGCUAUUAUCGCUGGUCUCAAUUUCCUGGCAGCUUCUAGCGUGUCAUUCCUGCCGGAGUCUGCGAUGCAGAAGUUGCCUGAAACAUUGGAAGACGCCGCAACAUUUGGGAAAGGGCAACGGUAUUGGAGCUGGAAACCCGUGCCACCUCCAGAAUACAUAAGAGAAUAA